Messenger RNA from Capsella rubella, 900 nucleotides. RefSeq names its product heavy metal-associated isoprenylated plant protein 39. Gene Ontology annotation, molecular function: metal ion binding. The record is from RefSeq and is a predicted model, not a curated record. Lineage: Eukaryota; Viridiplantae; Streptophyta; Magnoliopsida; Brassicales; Brassicaceae. The transcript is spliced from 3 exons. The coding region runs from base 31 to 558 and encodes 175 amino acids.
CCUAAACAAAAAAAAAAAAAACAGAGAGCAAUGAAGAAAAUGGUGCUAAACUUGGAUUUGCAUGAUGAUAAGGCAAAACAAAAGGCCCUUAAAACGGUUUCUACUCUCCCAGGAAUCGAUUCCAUUGCAAUGGACAUGAAGGAGAAGAAGUUGACGGUGAUCGGAACUGUGGACCCAAUAAACGUUGUAAGUAAGCUAAGAAGGUAUUGGCCAAUGACGGACAUUGUACUAGUGGGACCUGCGAAAGAGCCGGAAAAGGAGAAGAAAGAGGAGCCGAAGAAGGAAGGAGGUGGCGAGCCGGCAAAGAAAGAAGGAGAAGCUCCAAAAGAAGAAGGGAAAAAGGAAGGAGAAGCCCCAAAGAAGGAAGAAGAGAAGAAAGAAGGCGGCGAGAAGAAGGAAGGAGAGAAGAAAGAUCAACCGCAGCCGCAACUAGUCUUGCCGCCACCGGAUCAUGUGUUGGAACUUGUAAAGGCGUAUAAAGCAUAUAAUCCUCACCUAACCACACAUUACUACGCCCAAAGCAUCGAAGAAAACCCUAAUGCUUGCGUUAUAUGUUGAAAACAUAUAAUGUUUUAUAUAAUUUGAGGGGUGGAGAAGAUGGACCGAUCUAUAGUGAGGACUGAGGAUGAAGAAUAAGAAACACAUGCAUGAUAUAUCUUAGUCUUAAAAGAUAUAUCUUCAGAUUGGAUCGGAUAUGUUUUUUUUGGUUGGCCCUCGAUAAUGCGGGGACGUUUAAUUUUCCUUAAAUCGAUUUCGAUGAUAUGUUUUCUGUAUAUAUCGUCGAUAGUACUAGAAUUUCAUUUUACUUUACUUUACUUUACUUUCAAGGGGGAACUUUCUGUAUAUAAUGGUGUUAUAUAUGUGCGUUAGUAUUUUUGAUUUGUUUGUUAAUUAUCUUAA